This is a messenger RNA of Mucor velutinosus, 1032 nucleotides long. RefSeq lists its product as uncharacterized. Gene Ontology annotation, cellular component: Ino80 complex. Gene Ontology annotation, biological process: chromatin remodeling. The record is from RefSeq and is a predicted model, not a curated record. Bases 1 to 1032 code for a protein of 343 amino acids. The transcript has 3 exons. Lineage: Eukaryota; Fungi; Mucoromycota; Mucoromycetes; Mucorales; Mucoraceae.
AUGAGACCCACACGAAAAGCUGCUGCCAAAGCUGCUGCUGCUGUUGCAAGACCAUUAUCACCUUCACCCAUCUCUUCUGAAGAGGAAUUGGAGCAAGAUGAAAUGCAAGAUUACCCUUCUGAUUUGGAUGAAAUGCUGGCAGGUGAGAAUGAAGUAUUUAGCAGCGAAGAAGACCUGGAUGAGCCAGAUAGAAGCAAUCAAUUUGAUCAAGACAUGGACUCUCUAUCUGAACAAGAAGAGGAUUUGGAUGACGAUGUAGACAUGCAAGACGAUACAAUAGAUCAAGACGAAGAAGAAGAAGAAGAGGACGAGGAAGACGAAGAGGAGGAUCAAGACGAAGGUGAGGACGAUGAAGACGAGCAGAUGCCAGUACGCAAAGCGCCUCCUCAAGCAACAUCACGUAGCAAUAACAACAGCAACAAGCGAAAGAAGUCAGCUAUUCCCGAGAGCGAGGAAGACGAGGAAGCCAUCUUUUCAGACGACGAUGGCACAGAAAUCUUACGCAACAAGCCCAUGACAAAACGACAGCGAGCCAAGGUCAACCAAGAGGUCCCAGAAGAGUAUUUGGAGCUGCCCAUGGACACAGGCAAAAAGAAGCACCUGACACAAGAAGAAGAGCAGUUGAAGCGAUCAGAAGUAGCCAGAAGAAGAAAGAACCAAAGCAUUCAACGAGCAGAGAAAGACAAAGCAGACACCAUCAAUCGAUUGCUCAAGAAGCAAGCUUCCAAGAGCAAGCGUAUUAUUGAUGAUGCGGAAGAUAAAGAAACACCUCAUGAGAAACUGAUGCGUUUGGAGGAUCCUAAUCGUAUCAGGUAUACAAACACGGUAGAGGGAAGUCGAUUAAAUAUACCCAGUGUGUUUACAGUGGAGCAAAUAUUUGGCAGCAAUGCAACACCAGCAUCGUCGCCACCCAACCUUGCACCAAAGAUAUGUCAAGUGGAUGGGUGCUCUAAAAACCGCAAAUACACAGCCAAGAAGAGCGGAAAGUUUGUUUGCUCGCUUGAGCAUUACAAGAUAGUCGAGGCAAAUUAA